This is a messenger RNA of Lemur catta (Ring-tailed lemur), 2298 nucleotides long. RefSeq names its product mitochondrial ribosomal protein L36 (gene MRPL36). The transcript has 2 exons. Gene Ontology annotation, biological process: translation; ribosome biogenesis. Gene Ontology annotation, cellular component: mitochondrial large ribosomal subunit; ribosome. NCBI's taxonomy places the organism in Eukaryota, Metazoa, Chordata, Mammalia, Primates, Lemuridae. Gene Ontology annotation, molecular function: structural constituent of ribosome. Bases 1801 to 2076 code for a protein of 91 amino acids. The record is from RefSeq and is a predicted model, not a curated record.
CCACCUGGGUGCAGUCCCCGCGUGACGCUCCAGCCCCACCUGGGUCCAGUCCCUGCAUGACGUUCCAGCCCCACCUGGGUGCAGUCCCCGCCUGCAGUCCAGCCCCACCUGGGUCCAGUCCCCGCGUCACGUUCCAGCAUCUGCCUUUUUCUUUUCUGUGACCCGCGCCUAAGAACCAGGUGGCUCCAACGACAAGACUCUAGAGAUGGACGGGAGGCCCAGGAGGUGACACAGAAGAGGGGAAAGGCUACAAGAAACAAUGCACAGAAAGCCCUCCUGAAGACGGAAAGGUGUCCCAGCAGACUGGCGGUCUGAGGCAGAUUUGCCCAGAGCCGGCCCCGUGUUCGCCUGGUCAGGUGCAGAAGCGGGCACUGAGCUGGCGACGUGCAGGGAGGGAGGGUGGAUGUAGCCAGGUAUGCAACUCACUUCAACAUCCACAGACACUGAGAUGGAUGGGUUCUCAGGUUGACACCUGAAACUCAAGGGUAAGCCCAUUGACCAUAGUGUCUAGGCCAUGGGUACAUGGGUGUUCGCUGUGAAAUUCUUGCCGGUGUUCCUGUAUGUUUGAUCUUUUCCAUAAUGGAGAAAGAAAAAAGAUAGUUUGUAACCAGUUGGGACCAUUGUCUAUUUCCACUCGUUUCCAUAAGUCAAUUGUGAACUAAAACAAAAUCCCAAGCCCCGUUGCCAACUGAACAGACCCCUCGCCACGGUGACCCCAGGAAAACCUUAAAAUCGAGGUCCUGGCCGAGAAGGAAAGGGGAUGGGACAGGCCUCCUUACGCCCCUCCCUCUGGGAGUUUACACUCAACCACUGACCCGCAUGAAUGUUAAAACAGAGAUCAUUGACAAAACAGACUCUCGGUGACAAUAAGAUACUAAAUGAUUAACAGGACCUGACGCCAUGCAGGCCACCGGCAGGCCAUCAGUGUGGCUAACAGAUCACUUGAGUCAGCAUCUUGUGGCUGGUCUCCAAUGCCGUGGUCCCCAACCCCUGAACAGGCCGCAUCGCCGCCCGAGCGCCUCCGCUGCGUGGAAACACCGGCCGCAGGGCAGGCGGGGCAGGCGGGCAGCGAGGAGCCAGCAAACGGGGCUCCCUGUCUGCAGCCGCUCCCCACCCCCGCAUCACCGCCUGGGCCCCGGCUGCCCCGGACUCCUGGUAAAGCUGUCCUCCGCGAGACCCGCCCCUGGGGGCACAGGGCCGGGCCCGCCGCUCGAACGGACUCCCUGACUCCAGACUUUCCACGCCUCCGGGUAGCUCCGUGUCUCCGACCAACUGCAAAUCUUUAAACCCGCCUAUAACCUGUGAGCCCCACUCUGGCCGCCUUCGGGGGCCACGGUAUUGACUUAGGACGUUGUUCGCAAUUCCCGUCUCUGAAAUGUACGAAGCCGAAGGGACCGCCGGGACCGCGCGGGCCUGGCCGUGGCCCCCUGGCCGGCCGCGUGCGGGGCUCAGUGACCUCACAGCGUCGGGCUUCCGUGACUCUGCAUUUCUCCCAGGACGUUCACUUAAAAACUGCUAUUUGUGCCUCCUGUCUAGGGUCUAACUGGUGGCCUCUCCAUUUCCACCUGGACACCCACUUCCCUUCCCACCUCUGCAUCCCUUCCCCCGCAUCCCGGUGGCCGGCGGGGUAGGACGGCUGGUGCCAAUUUCGGCGCCAGCGCGCAUGCGCCCCAGUCUCUGCCCAAGCGAGGCCCCCGCCGCCAUCUUUCUUCCUGGCGGCGGCCUCCCUGCCCCAGUGCGCAGGCGCAGAGCGACGGUGCGCAGCCGGCGGGGAACCUUCUUGCCAGGCCCGGCUGCGGCAUGGCGACCCUGCUCUUGCGGGCGGCGGCGGCCGUGCUCCCCCUGCUCCGGCCCGCGCCCCGCGCCGCGUUCCCGCCGGCCUUUUCCUCGCUCCUGGCCGGGCCCCCGCGGCCCCCGCUCUGGGCCGGGCCCGUGCCCUUCCUGCAGCCCGCGCUGGGCUUCAAGACCAAGGCCGUGCUCCGGAAGCGCUGCAAGGACUGCUACCUGGUGAAGAGGCGGGGCCGGUGGUUCAUCUACUGCAAGACCCACCCCCGGCACAAGCAGAGGCAGAUGUAGCCCCCGCAGAGCGAGCGACGCGCAGACUGUCACCGACUGUCACCGCGUCCUUGCCUUGGAAAGUGGCUUCACGGAUCCAGAGAAUUGCCACGCCAGAGUCAGCAGGAUGCGACUCGCGUAGCAAGUGCCCUCCGUGUCACUGCUCUUUCCAGCUCUGAUGUGUCUCCGUAAUUAGUUUACCGUUGAAGACGUUUUGCAAUAAAAGUAAAUACACCUUCUGAA